GCUAUUACUGCAUCAGGAACAAGGAAAGGUGAGUUAUUUCUGGCUGAUAUCAAUACCCAGUUGAAGAACAAGAACAUCACUACCGAUAUCAAAGUGGACUCGUUCUCUAAUCUUUAUACAACUAUCACGGUCGAUGAACCUACUCCGGGGCUGAAAACUAUCUUUAGCAUCAGAGUUCCUGAGCAAAGGUCUGGCAAGCUGGAACUUCAGUCUCUGCAUGACUAUGCGGGGGUAAGCACAAGCAUUGGGUUGACAGCAAACCCGAUUGUCAACUUCUCAGGUGUGGUGGGUACAAGUCUCCUCGCACUUGGGACUGAUCUCUCCUUUGACACCAAGACAGGAGGUUUCACCAAGUGCAAUGUUGGAUUGAGCUUCACGAAUGACGACCUUAUUGCUUCUCUGACUAUGAAUGAAAAGGGUGAAACACUGAAUGCAUCCUACUACCAUUCAGUGAACCCCGCGACCUGUACUGCUGUUGGAGCAGAGGUGACCCAUAACUUUGUAACCAGCGAGAACACCAUCACAAUUGGCACUCAGCAUUCAUUGGAUCCUUUGACAACUGUGAAGGCACGGGUAAACAAUUUUGGCAAGGCAAAUGCUCUGAUCCAGCAUGAGUGGCGGCCAAAGUCCCUUUCACCAUUUCAGGAGAGAUAG
Ilex paraguariensis (yerba mate) is the source of this 654-nucleotide messenger RNA. The record is from the annotation of a GenBank genome assembly. NCBI's taxonomy places the organism in Eukaryota, Viridiplantae, Streptophyta, Magnoliopsida, Aquifoliales, Aquifoliaceae.